CAAUGAGCCCAUUUGCAAAAGCACUCGAUGUUCUUCAAGGAGAGACCACUGUGCAAAUGGGAUGGUUGGUACCUACAAUAACACUUCUAAAGAGAAAGCUUCAGCACAUUCACAUUUCCUCCAGGUUCUGUGGGCCUUUGGUGGAUGCUCUUCUAGCAGGAAUUGAAAAAAGUUUUGGACAGAUACUCGUUGAUCCAGAGCUAAUUGCUGCUGCAAUUCUACUCCCCAAAUUCAAGACGUGCUGGACAAGUGACAAAUGUGUCGUAAAAGUUGGUCUUGACUAUAUCAAAUGCAACCUGAAACAACAAAUGGAAGUGUAUAAAGGUGAGGCCUCACAUUCCUCUGAAGAUGAAGACUUUUUUUCAGCGAUCAAAAAGUCCCGUUCCCAAGAUGACACCAGUCAGCUGGAGACCUACCUCAACUGCCCCGCUGACACAAUGGAGGUACUAAAGUCCUUCCCUGCAGUAUGCCACUUGUCAUUAAGGCUUAACACUCCGCUACCAGACUCAGCUGCCUGUGAACGACUGUUCAGCACCGCAGGACUGAUUUUUACGCCAAAAAUGGCACGUGUGGAUUCCAAGAACUUUGAAAAUCAGCUGCUUCACAGGCUAAACAAAGACUUCUGGUAAUAAGGUUGUGUAUGACAGUUAAUGCCCAGUUUUUGAAGCGAUUCGCACACAGAAAUGAACACAUAUAUAUACACACACACAUAUACCUAUGCACACGCACACACACUCACUGGCUCACACCCACAAUAACUUGAGGCUAAAAAGAAGGCUCUCGUAGUUAUGUAGUGUAUGCCUUGCCUAUUAUUCCCCAGUUUUUGGAGGUUUUCCCUACAAUUUUUUUUCUCAGUGUUGUAUAAGGGAUGUUGCCACAAGUUGGUAGUGCCGAUGGCACACACAUUAAUAUUCAGUCUUUAGGACAAAUUGUUUAGGCCAGUGAAUAGGCCUGUGUCUGGAAUGUUUCUGUUCUCAGUCAUGUCGCCAAUUUGAGAAGUACUGAUUUAAAGAAAUACUUUUUCUUUUUUUAAUAUGGAAAUGUAUACUCUGCUCUUAAUUUCUCCAGUAUUAAGUUGUCAUUUGAAACCUGACAGGUUUAGUCAGAUAGUUUCCAUAUGCUGUAGAACCAGUAAACCAGGUGAAGUGUAAAUUAUGCUUGCACUCUAAUUUUCUUUCUGUUUGCAUUUCAAUAAAAUUUACAGUAUAACUCACCUCAAUUUUGUCAUUUUUAAAGCAUCAUAAUAAUUUUGAGUUGUAUCUAAGGACAAGAAUUUAUGGCCUAGGUGAUGGCAAAUAGUUUUUUUUUUUUCGUCCGCUUUGUCUUUUCUCUGCUUGUGUUCUACAUGUUGGUUGUUCAGCCUGGAUACAUUCAUUAGCUAACAAAAUUUGAAAUGUAAGUUCUUUUGUAUUAAUGUAUUCAUAUGAUGUGAGGUCCAGUUACCAGCGUGACACUAAAACAGGUAGUAGUAAUGGCUACUUUUUACUUAAGUACAUGUCAGAGCCCAUACUUCUUUACUUUAACUUGAGUGAAAAAGUGAAGUCAGUACUUCAACUUUUACCAGAGUCUUUUUAAACAUAAGUAUCUGUACUUUUGCAAUCUCUGCUGGAAGGAAAUGUAAAGGUGAACUCUGUAAUAUUUUGUGCUAGCAGCAUUAUAAGUUCAGAUACUGACAUGAUAGUAAAAGUGCACUGUUUGCCAUGAUUCAGUAAGUUUAAGUGGAAGUGGCAAGUUACAGUGGAUUAUCGAGAACCUAAGUUGUUCUCCUGGUUGUAUGAUUUCAACAUGAUGGUGCUCAUGAAUUAUGCAUUUGGCAGAAAUUAUGCAUUUGCAGACGCUUUUAUCCAAAUUGACUUACAGUGAACUUAAUCCAGGGACAAUCCCCCCGGAGCAACCAGGAGUUAAGUGCCUUGCUCAAGGACACAAUGUUGGUGGCUGUGGGAACUGAACCGGCAACCUUCUGCUCACCAGUUCUGUGCUUUAGCCCAUUACGCAACCACCAAACAGUGUGCUCGACACUGUUUGAAGGCUAUUUUUUCUUAAGGUUAUGACUAGGCUCUCAUGUGGUUUCCCAGUACAAUUUCAUAGAGUCCAUUUUGUCUUUGCAAAGAAAGCAUUUUGCUGAGUAGUUUGUUUAAAUGGCUUGCACUGCACAAAUGGCUGGGAACUAAAGCUGAUCCAACUCCUCCCACACAAGUUGGGCAGUUGCCAGCCCUAACUGACUUAACUGUAUUUGGAAAGGCUCUGAAUCCAUUGAUGAUCUAUUGCUUCCUGCAGCAUGAACCAAGGUGAUGAGAGUAUAGCAGGAACUGUCUGUAUAG
Molecule: messenger RNA, 2321 nt
Organism: Myxocyprinus asiaticus (Chinese sucker)
Lineage: Eukaryota; Metazoa; Chordata; Actinopteri; Cypriniformes; Catostomidae
Exons: 2
Coding region: 3-629 (208 amino acids)
Source: RefSeq, a predicted model, not a curated record